This is a messenger RNA of Trematomus bernacchii (emerald rockcod), 6146 nucleotides long. It is a transcript of the gene thada, whose product is annotated as THADA armadillo repeat containing. Gene Ontology annotation, biological process: tRNA methylation. Lineage: Eukaryota; Metazoa; Chordata; Actinopteri; Perciformes; Nototheniidae. The coding region runs from base 63 to 5876 and encodes 1937 amino acids. Gene Ontology annotation, cellular component: cytosol. The transcript has 39 exons. The record is from RefSeq and is a predicted model, not a curated record.
UGAAUUUGAGUUGCCUACCAGCUGAAACCAAGUAAACCUUAUGCUGAAUUGAGGGAACAGCCAUGGUGGUGAAGAAGAGGAAGAGCCCCAAAGUAGAGGCUGUGGUUUUGGAUGAGGAGAAACUACACAAGCUGAUAGCAUCCCUCUCUGUGGGUGGAGGAGAGGAUGGAGUCAGGGAGGUGGCACAGACCCUGCAGUCCUGCCUGGAGCUGACGGAGCCGGUGCAGCAGAUCCAGCUUGUUAUAAAGGCGGGGUCCCAGCUGGAGGCCCUGAGUGAAGAGCCCUCUGAUGGAGCUCUUCUGGAGUCCUGUCUGCACACCCUGUCUCUGGUCUACACCUCCCUGCAGGCUAAGAACCCCCUGCGAAGAACCAUCGCCAGUGCUUUAGGUUCAGUACCAGCCUGGCUACAGGAGCAGACUGUCAACAGUUUGUCCGCCUGUCUGUCCGACUGUCUGUCCAACCCAACCUCAGAGCAGUACCCACACAUCACCGACACCAUCACUGCCUGUCUGGAUGGCUUCGCUCUCGGUGAGAGAUGCAUUAACAAACUGCUGCCUGAAGUGAUGCAGUUUCUUCACAAGGGAUUGAGUGAAUAUCUUCAUCAGAACAGUGGUCUCGCAGGACGUCACAUCGCCCAGGCCCAGCUGAUGUAUUGUUGCCUGGCGACAGUGAAGGCCUCCAUGCUGGUGAUGCAGAGAUCCCAGGAGACCAUCGGCUCCUCACUGCAGGCUGAACACACACACACCAAGCUGGAGGACACACUGAGCAGCCUGCUGGGCUGCUACACACACAUCCUCACUGAUGAGGAGUUUAUCCAGUCAGUCCAGAGUACAGCGGGCAUGGCUAUAGUGUUACUGAUCCGCUCUGCCAUGGGGGGUGGAGAUGAAGUUGCCUCUGUGGUGUGCAGUCUGCUGCGUGGCUCAGCACAGGGUUUAGACUCCGCCCCUCGGUGGCUGCAGCAGAGGUGUGAGGGUCUGUGCAGCAGCGCUCGCCCCCCCGGGGUCUCUCUGUAUCUGUGUCACGGGGCUCUGGCCAUGUUGAGCUGGAAGGGCGCUCUGCCCGGGCCGCAGUGGGAACAGCUGCUGCUGCUGGUUCCCAACACUCUGCUGGAUCUGGACGUCAGUAUAAAGGAGUCCAGUACAGCCAUGGUGGUGUCUCGGGUGCUGACCCUGUGGAGCAGCGCUGCUCUGGACUGCCUGCAGGGGGAGAGGCAGGUCUGCCCCCCCCGCCUCCAACAAUCCCUCAGCGGAGGCUCUGAGCUGCAGCAACGCCUGCUGGAGCACAUCUACUCCCACUGGGAGCACCCGCUGGACGGCGUCCGCCACCAAACCCGCGCGCUGUUCCGCAACCUCCUCCUCCUCCACCAGCACACAUGUUCCUCCAUCUUUGAUCCAACCGAGGACUCCUACAUCACAGAGCUCACCCUCAGCCUGCUGGGGCUGGAGUGGCACAUGAGGGGGAAGUACGGCUCCCUGAGCUGCCUGGUGGAGCUCUACGGGGCGAGGCACCUGCUGGACGUCCAGCCCCAGCUGCCUGUUAGUCUCCUGGGCCUGAUGGGGGACCAGAACCUGGCUCCGUACGCCAGCGACCUCCUGGAGAGGCUGUUCGUCAGCCACAAGGCGCAGCUGGGCAGUGAGGUGGGUGCAGUGGACACCACGGGCUCAGAGGCCUGGAUGGAGGUUUGGCACAAGACGUGGGUGACCCCCCUGCUGCUGGUGCUGUGCCGGGCCAAGCUGGACCAGACCACGUACAUCCUGGACUACUUCCUGCCCAAGCUGCUCCGCUGCAGCCCGUCCAGUCUGACGCACAUGGUGCAGGCCCUGCAGGACACCCCGCCCUGCAGCACAGGCCCUUCGGGCAGCAGAGGAGCACUGGGCGCUCUCAUGACGUGCCUGCGGGCGGCCCGGGCCCAGGGUGUCGUUCCGUCCUCAAAGGAGGGUCUGUGGGGGGGCCUGGUGCCCCUCUCCCUGCUCCAACAAGCACUGGUACACAAACAUGAUCAAGUGAGGAUGGACGCCUUGGGGUUGGUGUGUGAGACCCUCCGCAGCACCGAAGCCCUGACCCCUCAGGAAAUGGACCUGAUCCGUUACUUCCUGCCGCAUAAUCUCAACAGUCAGGCACCAGGCGUCAGACAGCAGACAGUCAGCCUGCUGAAGAAGCUGCUGUGUAGAUUGAAGGACAGCGCUCUGCUGCUGCAGAAGAGAAUGAGCCAGGAGAGAGAUCCGGCCAAGAGAGACGCAGACCAACACACACUACAUCAGUACGAGGAGUUCCUGCGCUGGCUGUGUGUGAGCCUGCUGGAGGUUCUGCUUCCUGGAGCGUCCUUCUCUAAGUGCCUCAUGGCCCUCCAGCUGCUGUGUCUCCUGGGCGAGCUCUUCACCUUCAGCUCCGACUCAGGUGUGUUUGCCCUCGGUGAAGUCGUGACCUCCGCCCACGCUCAGAACGUCCUCUACAGCGUAGCCAGCAACUUCCUGGAAGUCAAACAACUGGCCUCAACGUUACUACGGCAACUCCCACCAUCAGCUGUUGGAUUACAGGUGCCGGAGAGGAUGCGCAGGGUGCUCCAGGCUGCUCUGGACCUCAGCACCAGCACCAAGCCUUUUGACAGCGUCUCAGCAGCACACCUCCUCCACCUGCUGCUCCCCCAGCCCCACCUCACCGAGGCUCUGCUGCACUGCGCCCAGCAGCAGGGCCUCCCUUUCCACCCCCCCUCACCCUUACCUAACGCGUCUGAGGCAGUCAUCUUGGAGCUCAACACCCUGUCUGUGGUGCAGUUGUUGCUGUGCUGUCUGCAGUCGGAGGUUCCCAGGGCGGAGGCUUCUCUCUUGCAGGCAGCUGCUUCCUAUCCUCUCUACGGCAGAGCCCACUGCAUCACUGCUGUCCUGCAGCCUCUCAACUUCGAGACUUUAAUCCAGACGGAGCAGUGGAGGUGUGUGGUGUCAGAGCUGAUCGCUGUGUGCUACAGGAUGUCUGACGUGGUGUCCCCUGUAGUCCAGAGCUCCUCCCCAGAGGGACUCAUUCCCAUGGAUACAGACUCAGAGACGUCAGCGGGUCUGCAGAGGAUCCUGCAGGAGAUUCAGCCCAGAGACAGCAACGACUUCUUCACCAGCGCCAGAGAGCUGGACACACACACUGGAGAUGAUCAAACACAGACCACACACACACCGUCACUGAACACAGACUUCGUACACUCACCCAUCAACCUUUCUGCUUGCGGGGAGGGCUACAGAGUGACAGCCCAGAUGGUGCUGGUGUGCUGCUGGCGGAGCAUGAAGGAAGUGGCCAUGCUGCUGGGACAGCUGUGUCAGAGUCUGCCUCUGCACUGCGCCGACGACACACACGCUGGACUCAUCACUGAAGAACAGGUGGAGGGGGUCGGUCUGUACUUCCGUCAGCAGCUCCUGCAGUCCCGUCAUCGUGGCGCCUUUGAACUGGCUUAUGUGGGCUUUGUACGCCUCACCGAGAUGCUCUGCAGGAGUGGGAGUCCGGCCCUGCAGCAGCUCCCGGCCCGCUGGCUCUCGGAGGUUCUGGAGGAAGUUAAAUCCAGCGACCCGUCGUCAAAGCUGUGUGCCACACGACGCAGCGCGGGGAUACCCUUCUACAUCCAGGCCCUGCUCUCCUCGGAGCCCAAGUUGUCCAGUUGCAGUCUGCUGAAACUGACCAUGAGAGAACUGAUUGCUCUGGCCAUGCCCUCCACCAACAGGACCACCGACAGCUCCACCGUGCCUCAGGUCCACGCUCUGAACAUCCUCAGGGCUCUGUACCGGGACACCCGUCUGGGGGAGAACAUCAUUCCCUUCGUCUCAGACGGAAUGCAGGCUGCUGUUCUGGGCUUCACCUCUCCUGUUUGGGCAGUGAGGAACUCCUCCACUCUGCUCUUCAGCACUCUGAUCACGAGGAUCUUCGGAGUGAAGAAGGGGAAGGACGAGCACUCGAAAAAGAACAGGAUGACGGGCCGGGAGUUCUUCACUCGCUUUCCCGCUCUCUAUCCCUUCCUGCUGACCCAGCUGGAGGCGGCUGCCGGCACGGUGGAGAGUGACAGCGGUCAGGUGAAGCUUCACCCCAGUCUGUUCCUGCUGCUGCUGGUGCUCAGCCGACUCUACCCCUCUCCCAUGGAUGGAUCUUCUUCACCUCUGGGACUCGCUCCGUUCAUGCCCUUCAUCAUCAGAUGCGGGCGCUCAGCAGUGUAUCGGACCAGAGAGAUGGCGGCCCGGGCCCUGGUCCCCUUCGUGUUGGUGACCCAGGUCCCCUCCACCGUGCACACGCUGCUGCAGGAGCUCCCUGCUGAGCCUGGACCCACAACCCAACACAACCACAUCCACGGGACGCUGCUGCAGGUGGUGUUUCUGCUGCGCUCCUACCAGACUGACUCUCACAGACCCCUGCCAGCAGGAAAUGGCAUCACCCGAGGCCUCCGUCAGCGCAUGUGGCUUGCUUCUCGACAAAAUGGCUGUGCGGUGACCAGAGCAGCCUUUCUGGAUGUGUUGGUGUGUUUGUGUGGAACGAAGAUCAGUAUUCUGAAUGAUUCAGAGGUCAGUGAUCUCCGUCAGGACGCUCUCUCCGUCAUCAUGGCCUCAGACCUCGUCCCCUCCUCCCCCCCCCUGGGGCCCGGCAGCACCCAGUGCCUGCUCUGCCUGGCUCAGGUGGCCCUCAGUGCCAGCGUGGAGAUCCCUGAGCUGUGGGGGGGCCCUCAGUUGAAGAGCCAGCUCCUUCAGUGCCUCCUUAAGGCACCGCAGUAUGAGGUGAGGGAGCUCGCUCUGGAGGGGGUCCUGAGGAGGCUGCAGGAGGAAGAGGAGGAUGAGGAGGAUGAGGAGGAGAGGGGGCAUCAGUGGCUGGACCAGACCACCCUGUCCAACCUGACCAGCCUGGCUCUUCACGAGACACACCCCCAGUGUCUGGCUAAGGUCCUCUCUGUGUUGUGUGUGUUGAGCACCACCACUGAGCUCCCAUGGUCGGAUGGUGUUAAGAUGUUGUCCCAGGAGGAGCUCCUGCUGCACCUUCUUGCUCUGGCUCAGAACUCCACUCACAGUGUGGAGCUCCACUGUGCUGCCCUGACGCUGGUCUCUCGACUUGUGGUACAACUGGUGAGCUCUAACCCUCAGGGUGCAAGUGCAGUGGCUUGUUUAGGUCAAUGGGGGGCGCUGGUGUGCGCAUGCUGCAGCGAGGAGCAGCCAGUGGAGGUGAAGCUAAUGGCCGCCAAGGUGUUGGUCAACUGUACGGCCACUGUGCUGACCAGCUCCCAUCUGCCCCUUGGUCUGACCACAACAGUUUCUCUGUGGAGGAGUCUGUUCACGCUGCUGCAGGAUGAAGACGAGGAUGUCCGAGAUUCUGCCUGUGACUUCAUCUGUAAUGUACCAGCAUCUCUGCUCAGCACAGAUGUGACGGGUGCGUCUGUGUGUCCUCCGGUGGCCCUGGACGCCGGUGUGGGGCUCCUGUGCCGGCUGUUUGAGCUGUGGGGACAGGUCCCAGCCGGGGCCCUCGCUCUGACAGAGUGGCUGCUGGGAGAUGAAGAGGCUAACUAUGAAGCGGUGGCAGAGGAAGCUUCCAGCCUGGAUGAUGAGGACUUCCUGUUUGAGAAGGGGGGUCUGAACCUGUGGGCGGAGCCUGUCCAGUGGGUGAAGCUGCUCCACCGACACGUUCACUCCCUCCUCCUGGGCUUCAGGCAGACCCAGGCCCCAGGGGUCCCGGGUCAGGACCAGGUCCACCAGAUCCAAACACUGUCAACUCAGGCCCAGGCCCAGGCACUGAGCUCCCAGAAUGCCUUGGACUCCCUCCCAGCUCUGCCGCAGUUCUGCCUCACCAUGGAGCACGCCCGGCUGCUGCUGCGGCUCCAGAGGGCCACGCUGGCUCUGGAGGUGCUGGACAAGCUCAGGUAGACCAGUAAAUAGCACACUUUUUAGUUUUAAGGGAACAUUUUGAUAAUUAGGGUUGAAAUAAAGGAAGAGUUGUCAGAUAAAUACUUCAACAAAUCUGGGACACAGACUGGCUACGUGAUCUUUUUAUUAUCAUUUCAAGGGAAUGAAGGAACCAUUUUUUUUAAUUAUUCUGUCAUUGUCUGUCUUAAAAUUGUUGUUCUCAUAAUUUACCAAAUGUCUUUCAAUUCUUCUGUUCACUGAUGUCUUUUUUAAUAAACAAACCAAAGUAUG